GGCAUUUAACAAGUGUAGUACGGCUAAUAGUGAACACUCUGCUCAGACGGCUGUGUGGGCUGAUUUAAGCAGACAAGAUGCCGUAUGUGUUGAUGAGCACACAAAUUCGAUUGGAGAACGGACCGACCGUGGUGGGGGAUGAAUGGAGUGAUCCGGAUCUGAUGGAAUACUUGGACGCCUCUCUGGGCAGAACGCUGGGAAAUAACUUCUUGGAGUGGGUGACACAGCAUUGCCCCAGGGUUGUUCUGGACAAGCUGGAGAAGAAGGGGUACCGGGUGGUGUGCAUGACUGGUAUCAAUCAAACGUGUGUAUGGACGCUCUUCAAACCCGACGACAGUCAGAAGAACGACAUCAACAAUAGGAUGACUCUACGAGCACCGCCAACAAGAGCCGAUGCUACUGAAAUAAUGGAUACCUGCCCCGAGAAACUCUGAAAUACGUCUGAUUCUUCUUUAUGCGAUUGUUGACUUUUCUGUUCUACGGGUAUUUUCGCUGCAUUCUCAGUAUGGUUGUUGAAGCCUUGCUGCGAAGGUGUGCCAGAGUGUUGAGGAGCUGACCACCAUCUCUGGACUACACUUCUUAGCACAUGUCUUGCUUCUGUACUUUGUGUAACAGUCGCUUGGCAUAUGUUCUGUUUGACAGCUAUCUUCAUGAUUCUUUGUAAUCGUUCUUAACGAACCACACGCUGUGAUCCAAGCGUGGCAGACAUUUUGUCCAGAUGUGCCCAUCACGGCCUAACCAAGCAGAAUAUUAACUACAUAAGGCUGUGCUUUAGGAAAGCUUGAAGUUUAAAUGGAAACGGAAUUAACAUAUAAAACGCCAAACAAAUCAAACAGAUAACUUGAAAGAGAUAUUGUGUACAUUCCUUACAAAUCCGUUUAUUUCAUCAUUUUUGUUUCCUGAAUAUAUUUGUGUACAGCUGUUAUUGAGAAUAUGUUCAUUGAGAUUUGUAAUACAGUUUAAAUUAUA
Liolophura sinensis is the source of this 969-nucleotide messenger RNA. Its product is annotated as GTP cyclohydrolase 1 feedback regulatory protein-like. The record is from RefSeq and is a predicted model, not a curated record. Lineage: Eukaryota; Metazoa; Mollusca; Polyplacophora; Chitonida; Chitonidae. Gene Ontology annotation, cellular component: cytoplasm; nucleus. The transcript has 3 exons. Bases 78 to 434 code for a protein of 118 amino acids. Gene Ontology annotation, molecular function: GTP cyclohydrolase binding. Gene Ontology annotation, biological process: negative regulation of biosynthetic process.